AUGAACACUAGAUAAAUGUAGAAUGUAAAUCAAAAGGUUAUUUUAAAAAGAAUUGAAAUUUUAACAAUCCUAGAAUUUACUAUAAAUUGGAUACUUUGCAUUAUGUAGGAAUAUUGGGUGCAUUCAUGGUUCUUCUCUAUAACUGUAUAGUAAUGUAUUAAAUAUCAUAGAUAUUUACUUAUCUCAUUUUAAACAUACUUGAAAUUCACAUCCUGGGGUACUCUAAAUAAAUAAUUCCCCUCCAUCUCCUCUUACUGUAAUUAUCCUUUCUAAACUAAUAGAUGCAUUUCCUUUUUACUUACUUUACUGAUAAUCACCAUUAUAGUUUAUGGGAUACAAUUUAAAUUAAUUCUGCUUUUCUUUUAAAUUCCAAUAGUUUUCCUAAAAACAAGACUCAGAUCAUUGGCAUUGACAGGACACUCCGAUCGCUAAUAACACAUAUAGCUUGAUACAUCACAUGCCUAAUGA
Paramecium octaurelia is the source of this 468-nucleotide messenger RNA. The record is from the annotation of a GenBank genome assembly. NCBI's taxonomy places the organism in Eukaryota, Ciliophora, Oligohymenophorea, Peniculida, Parameciidae.